Molecule: messenger RNA, 8411 nt
Organism: Eurytemora carolleeae
Lineage: Eukaryota; Metazoa; Arthropoda; Copepoda; Calanoida; Temoridae
Gene: kon
Product: chondroitin sulfate proteoglycan 4
Exons: 36
Coding region: 731-7936 (2401 amino acids)
Source: RefSeq, a predicted model, not a curated record
UGAGAGAACAUAUAGACAGCUUCGGAGAAACAAAAGGAGAAUAUUUAAAAUAUUUUUAAUGAAGUUUUAUAUUUACAUGCAUGUGUGUAAAUUCUAGAAUAUUACACUUCAAAUGACUUAAUGUGUAAUUGUGAGUGAAAUAAAAGUUAUUUCAAAAAUAAACCCAGUAACUUAAAGUGUCAAACAACCCUAUCUAUCUCUCAUACUUCCAGGUUUGGAGUAGAGAAAGCAAGAAAAUCUGAUUUGUUGAGCAGGUUUACUACACCUGGCUCCAACUAGUUCAGUUGCUCCAUUACACAGCUAACUCCAAAGUCUUCAUUGCUCUGAACAUUAUAACAGAGCUUAAAGUUAAAAUUAAUUUUGACAGACAUACAGUUUACACGUGCAAAUACUUUUCAUGAAUUUUUGACAACAGGCUGACUGUGAAGAGUCGCCAGGCCUUAUCCAUUGAUUUCCUAACAAGACUUUUUUAUGGACCUGAAUAUAAAGAAUGUAAAGCUACGAAGUGUUCGUUUCUAGCUUCAGUUUUGAAGAAGAAUUUGUCAAAAAUCCUUCGGACGUAUUGUAGUUGACAGUGUUGAACCGACAAGAAAAAUAUAAAUAAACAUUUUCUGCUACUUUGAGGGAAAACUGUAAGGAGAAAUACUGUUGAUGUUUGUGAAAUCUAUGAAGACACACAGUUUACAUGUGUUUACACAAGGUUUUUGGGAUUUCUCUUUGAACCGGGAAGAUGCGACAACUAUUUGAAGUGAUUCUAAUCCUUUCCCUCUUUCAAUCUUCGCUUCCAGCUUCUUUCUUCGGUUCAAGUUUUGUUUCUCUUCCCCUUCAAGAUGCCAAAAGUACAACAGAGGUUUCAUUCAGGUUUCGAACCUCCCGCUCCGAGUCCUUGUUAUUUCUUGUGGCAGGGAAGACAGAUUAUUGUUUGAUAAUGCUACAGCAGGGGAUCAUAAAGAUUCACAUCAAUUUGGGAGCAGGCGAAACAGAGGUUUCUAGUCCGCUUAAUAUCAGACUUGAUGAUUUAAACUGGCACAGCGUUGAGUUAGAGAGAAACAAUGGAGAUGUACAAUUAUCCAUUGAUAGAAUACACACAUCAAGAGCUCAGCUGCCAGGUAGAUUCUAUGAAUUGAAUAUUCACUAUGGUGUAUUUGUGGGGGGUAUGGGUGACUUCAACGAAGUUUUCCUUGGGAACCAGAAGAACUUCAGAGGCUGUAUGGAGAGUGUGUUCUUUAAUGGAAUAGAUGUUAUGGUGAAAGCUGAAGAUGCUGCUUUAGCCUCAAAUAAAGCCAAGGUCUAUAACAUCCAGUGGGAGUGCUCACCACAAUUUGACUCCGGGUCCAGCGAAGCUAUGGGAUUCCUCAGCACUGAUUCCUAUGUAUCCUUUCCAACCUGGAUUCCCAGGAGCGGAGGACAGGUUGCAUUCUCAGUAAAAACCAUCUCGUCCAGUGCUGUUCUACUCUACAAUACUGGGCAUAUUACUAGCCAGGAUUUCAUCGCUCUGGAGAUUCAUAGAGGGAAACUUCGGCUUCUGAUGGACCAAGGGAAUGGUUUAUCUGAGCUAGAGCACACCCGGGGUAUAUCUGAUGGAACCUGGCAUAACCUGACCAUCACCUUUAACUCCGAUCUGCUCGAGCUAAUUGUGGACGGAAACUCUGAGAUAAAGAAACCAACCAAGGGUCCACAAAAGCACAUCGACCUCACUGACAGGUUAUACAUUGGUGGUAUAGUACUAAAGAAGAAAACAAGAGCUAUAAAGGAUGGUGUAAGAUCGGGUAGCUCAGGGCUCCAGGGGUGUAUAAAGCAGAUACAACUGGACGGACGAAGGAUCGGGUUUCCUGAAGUGAUGGAAACUAUGGAGAUCAGAUCUGGAUGUAUUUGGGACUUCCCUUGCUCCAGGGAUCCCUGUACGAGUGAUGAGGUGUGUACACAGAACGGUAUGACCGGUCAUUCUUGUAGCUGCUCCAACCCACCCUGUAAGGACAAUUCAGCUUCCCCCCAUGCUGGAGAUUUCCUGGAAGUUUCUCCCGUUGAAGUAGCAGAGGGUGGAGAGGUUCUGAUAUCUCAUGAAAAUCUAAAGGUCCUCCUAGAUUACAAGAAACUAGGAAUACCGGAAAGAGAAAUCUACUUUCAUAUCAUAGAACCUCCUGCACAGGGAGCUUUAAACUUUAAUCCUUCCGGGGAACUAAAUACGCUUAAUCUUGAGACAUUACGCAAACCAGGAAUCAAAUACACACAUUCAGGCCUGGAGAAUACAGAGGAUAGUUUUGUAUUUGAAAUGUCCAUUGGACCAAAAUCUACAGAACUUCCGGACUUUAUCAACACAAGGCAGCGCUUUCUAAUGCAGAUAAGGAUUCUGCCUGUAAAUGACCGGCCAAAGAUAGUGCUGACUGAAUCUGUGCUAAAGGUUGGAGCAGGGGGGACCCUGCCUUUAUCCCCAACCCUUGUAUCAAUCCAGGAUCCAGAUACUAGGACGGAUCAAAUUAUUAUCGUGGUCAGCUACAAUGAUUCAAGAAAUGGUUAUAUUGAGCAUAUGUCAAGGCUGGGAGAACGUGUUAGUUCAUUUCGUCUUGCUGAGCUAGAAGCAGGUUCAUUACAGUACGCGCAUAAGGGUCAGCUUAAUUCACAAAUGGGAAUUCAAGCCUGGGAUGGAGAACUUUACAGUAACACAGAAUAUCUCAGGGUUUCUGCAUUCGAACUGGAUCUUGUGCUCGUUAACAACACUGGUUUAACCGUUAGCCUUGGUGGAGGUCGUGUUAUUAGUCCGGCCAACCUGACCUUCCUGGCCUCCAACCUUGGUCCAGAUGCAGAGAUCAAGCUGGAGAUCAUCAGUGGUCCAAACUAUGGGAAGAUUCAAAGACAGAGAGCGAACGGAAAAUGGGUGACAAGUCGUAGGUUUACCCAGAGACAAAUAGAGAAGGGAAAGGUUCGCUAUAUUCACAGUAGAGGAAACCCUAGAAGCGAUUAUUUCACCUUCACAGCCCAGCUUAACGGUAACAGUGUCGGUAAAUCCUUCACGUUUGCCAUCACCUUUGUAAACAUUAACAUUCAGGCUGUGAGAAACCACGGUCUCAGCCUAGAAAACGUGAUAGAAUCCGUCAUUACGGAGUCAAGUUUAAUGUAUCAAACAUUUCCCGAGGAAACUCAGGACUCAAGGAUAAUCUACAGAAUCAUCAAUCCUCCGAAGCAAGGAAGUAUUUUAAUUUCCAAAUCCGGUGCAGGAGGGGUUGGAAAUAUAUUCCAAGAACUCUUCGCAAACUCAACCUUUUCCCAGGUUGAGAUUCUCUCAGGGCGGUUAAAAUAUAAACUCUCCGGAAAACCUUACUCCGGGAUACAAGACCAGUUCUCUUUCGAGGUUUCGACACCAAAGCAAACCUCAAACCUUCAGGUUUAUGAGAUAUCUUAUUCACCUGGUGAUACUAGCGUAGAUAUCACUCUGGAAGGAUGUGAGGUGGAGGAGGGGGGUAGAAAAGUAAUAACAAAUAAGUAUCUGGAGAUAAGAUCUCUGGAUUAUAACGGAUUCAUGUUUAAUAUUUCCGUCCCUCCAGUAAAUGGCUGGCUAAGUGUAUUGAAUCAAAACAAAGUUGAUGUUCUUCGGCAACGAACAACGUUCUUUACAUCCCAAGAGCUCUCAGAGCAGAGGCUUGUUUACCAUCAUGAUGAUUCAGAAUCUAGGCGGGAUUCAUUUUCCUUCCUGGCUACCAAAACGGGCGGACGGACCUUUCAGUUCUCCGGGGAAUUCCAUAUUCACAUUUUGCUGAGGAACGAUCAAACUCCAACUCGGGCGGUGGACAAGGUGUUUCAGGUGGUAGAGUCAGGUGAAAAAAUACUUACAGAGAAGGAUCUCUUGUUUACAGAUGUGGAUAUUGACACGAGACCUGAGGAUAUCAAGUUCGAAAGCAGAGCUACGCCAAAUGGAGAACUAGUUUAUGCUGAGGAUCCAAGCAAACGCGUGAGUGAGUUUACCCAGCAAGAUAUCAACGACAGAAAAAUUAUGUUUCGUCACCGAGGGUCCAACUUUGGUCGGAUUCUGAUAUGGGUAAACGAUGGUCAGCUGUGGGUGAGUACUGAGCUUAAGGUUCGAGCCUCACCACCUUUCGUCAAGAUUGAAAACAACACAGGACUUGUUGUUCAAAGAGGGGACGCAGCAGCUCUGACGAACAGUAAUCUGAGUGUGGACACAAAUCUGAAUAUGUUUGGUUCGGAUAUUACCUAUCUAGUAAUUGAGGGACCACACUCUGGGAGUAUCAGACUGGAAGAUAGGAGUGUUACAUCAUUUACAGCUUUAGAUCUUGAGGAGGGAAAGGUCGAGUACUCUAACAAUGACAAUUCAACUACCACGGACUUCUUCAUGUUCAAGGUUACGGUCGGAGGGACUGUUUAUAUGGAGGACACUCUGCAUAUACAGGUUUACCCUGAAUCAUAUUGGGACGGGUUGAAGAUCGGGAGCAACAACUCCCUUCUAGUGGAAGAAGGAACCUCUGUUAAAAUAUCAGAAUACGAUCUCAGGGUUGUGCAUGGUGAGAUGGUUUCACAGGAUAUCAAGUUUUCAGUAACUCAAGGUCCAAGUUAUGGAUUUCUAGAGGUUGAUCCUCCCAGCUAUUUGGAUCAGGAGCCUGCACCGCAGAGAGUUAAACAUCACGUGACCUCUUUUACUCAAAAUAUCAUCAAUGAAGGUCGUCUUCAUUAUGUUCAGUCUAGUUCCAACCAGACUAGGGACUCAUUCAUGUUCGACGUGAGCAACGGUAUUUCAAGUAUUGUCGGUCUCGUUUUUCACUUCAUCAUCAUACCACAGGAUAUCUAUAUUGAGACGAGGCCGCUACGGGUUGAUGAGGGAGGAUCUGGAUUCUUGUCUACGGAGAACCUACAUGUUCUCACCACCUACUAUGAAGAUAGGAUCGGAGACUGGAUGAUUGUAUCCGGACCUGAGCAUGGUAGCCUAGUUGCUCUUCAUCAACCUAAUAGAAAUGUUUCUAUCUUCAGUAUGCAACAGCUGAGGGGAAAUCAGAUUAAGUAUUUUCACGAUGGGACGGAUAGUACAACUGACAGUGUACUAAUAGUGGGUAGAACUGCUGGGGUUGACUGGCCAGACAAGGACAAGACAAGUGUCCCCGCCACUCUUAACAUUAUAAUCAACCCUGUCAACGAUGCUGAGCCUAUACUUAUCACCAACACUGGGUUAACAAUGUGGGCUGGAGCAACUGUAAACCUAAGCUCUAGUAACCUAGCAGCAGCUGACGCGGACACCAGAGCUGCAAAUAUCACCUACCGUAUAAGUUCGCCUCACUGUGGAAUGGUAAACUUGAUAAGCCGGCCAACCUAUCCUGUCUCAGAAUUCACAGAGGAACAAAUUCAAGAGGGCGCUGUAGCCUUCACGCAUUCAGGUUGUCUGGCUGGAGGGUUCUCAUUUAAGCUUUGGGACGGAAAGAAUAUAGGAGAGAAAGAGGAAUUUCAAGUAUUGAUUGAACAGUUGGUUUUAAAGGAAAAAAUCAACAAAGAACUCCACGUCUUUCCUGGUUCUCAGACAAAAAUAACAGAAUCUGAUCUUCAUGUCCAGACCUCAGAUGCUCACUCGCAGAGAGAGAUCGUGUUCCUUGUUACCAGUUCUCCUGGCAAAGGGAAAAUUCUCUAUCUCACGGAUGCAGGACAAUACGAAGAUACUCAGAACUUUACUCAGAGCCUAAUCUCACAGGGCAGAAUAUUCUAUAAACACGAUCAACCGUUUAAACAUAUCAAGGAUUUUGACUUCUUCAACUUUGAAGCAGUUGCUGAUUAUGCUCCGUAUAGACUAAAAUCCGUCUUUAAUGUAGUCAUAUCUGUAACAGCUCAAACCCCCGGAGGAAUUGAAAGAUAUAUAAAGGUUCAGCAAGUAGUAUGUCCGGAGGGGGGAAAUGUUACAAUCUUUCCUCAAAAUCUGAACACAACGGGAAUAUUGCAUUUUCUCCGCUCAGGUCCUAAGUUCAAUCUUCCAAACUUUAUGCCUUUGGUUAAGAUAAAGUUGUCGAGUACACCCUUGAGAGGUACCAUUAGUAUUGGAGGUGGGUUAGCUAAACAAGGGGCUAUAUUCACACAGGGAGACUUAGAUACUGGACGGAUUAUUUAUUCUCACGAUGAUUCUGACACUGUGUCGGACAGAGUUGGGUUUUCAGUCUAUCUAGUGUUAGACCUGAGCCAGGAUAUAUUGGUUUACCAGUCUCAACUCAAUAUAUCAAUUACUCCAGUAAAUGACAGAAUGCCCUUCUUGGUAACAAAGAACCCUAGUAUAGUUGUGGUCCGAGGGCAGUCCAAACCUAUAAAUAGGGAUAUGUUGGAAAUACAAGAUCCGGACACAGAACCUCAGGAUAUACAUUUUACUAUCCUGGAUAACGGACUGCAGGGCAGACUUGUCUUUAAAGAAAAUCAAGCUCAGAGUAUUUCUCAUUUCUCCCAGGAUGAUAUAAACAAAGAGAGAGUGCUUUACGUCCAUGACGGAGCCUCGAGUCAAACACAGUUUUAUUUCUCCGUUACAGACGGAAGAUUUCAGCCCCGAGAGACCGGACUCUCUCGACAUUUCAGGAUUCACAUUAUCCCACUUUCCUUGGAUCUUCAGAACCAGACAGUGAUUCAGUUAGACCAGGGAACAACUACAGCUAUUCUAACCAAUCGUAACCUUGGAGCUUCUUCAAAUGGUGAUCGAAACCGGAUUCUGUACAGGAUAACGAGAAAACCAGAGGCUGGUCAGCUCUUAGUAGAGGAUAAACCUGCUGAUGUUUUCUCUCAGGUGAAUAUAGACCGCGAGGAGGUUGUGUAUUUACAGACAGAUAUGAAGUUCUCAAAUGAUUCUUUCUCUGCUGAAAUUACGAACCAGGAAAACAAAAUACCAGGACUUAUUUUUAAUAUAUCAGUAAAACCUCUGGUGAGACAGGAAAUCCUAUUUGUGGGAAGUAUCGACAACUCAACUCCACUCUCCUGUCGGAACCUUGAUGCCACUAAGCUUGCAGGGUUAACCAAUAGCAAUCCAGUGUAUUAUAUUCUUAGCUCUCCUAGCCUCGGCAAAAUAAAGAGGAUUAUUAGGACGUCAAGAACAAGAGAACCAAGAUCCCUAAGGGACCGAGAGGUUUGGCAUUUUACCCAUGAGGAUCUGAGAAACGGGGUCAUAUAUUUUGUUGGUUCUAACAAUCCUAUCUCAAGAAAUACUUCGGAUCAAAUAACGUAUCGGUUAGAAGCCCCCGGGGUGCAACCUGCACUUGGCAUAUUCAAGUUUAUGGUUAAUCUGUCCGGAGUAACAUCAAGGCAGCCACUACCUAAUGUUACACCAACAGGGUUAGCUCCGAUACCCAUUGCCUCCAGGAAAGAUAUUGUUAUAGCCACGAGUGUUGUUUCUAGUCUCCUUCUCAUAAUCAUUUGCGCAAUAAUCAUUGUUAAAUGUAGGAACGGGAAGUAUAGAGCGGAGAUGCUGAGACCUAACGGUCAUGUUUGUCAGAUUUCAUCGGACAUGAGACACAGGAGAAACAGCCAUUUCGAUGACGUUUACGAAACUAGGUCCGGGAUUAUGUCAUUAUCUAAAGAUCAUCCAGUUUCAUCUCCCCGCCUUAAUACUGACAGGUUUCACGGAAAUGGAACUCUCUCUCGUCAUCCAGCCCUACCAUUGUCCCCACACGGAGCCAAUAUAUCUGAUUCUGAUUCAUGGAUGGAGAGCUCCAGAUCUAGAGAAACAUCUCCUUCUUCCAGCAUUCCACCCUCCCUCCCAGCCUUUAGGGUUAUACCUCUUUGUGAGUCCGAGAGUUCCGGAACUCAUCUUUCUGAUCCACCUGUAUCCGCAAUUCCGUUCGGACGUAACUCCAAUGACUUCCACAUUGCAUCGUCGGAGGCGGGAUCCCACCCUUCCGAUUGCACCCUUCUUGGAGAUCGUCCAUCUUUGCAUGGACAGCCUUUACUUAGAAGAAACCAGUAUUGGGUGUGACAAAGGCCUUUAACUGACUUUUCUCUUGGUUCUGAUCCUGACUCUGGUGUAGGGUUUCCAGAAUCUGACAGUGGUUCUGGUUCCUCUCAAAAAAGACAUCGUCGGGUCGGGAGCUAUGAUCCUUUAGUAGAGAAUACAGAAUACGCCCCUCUUAUUCAGAACUCGUUCCAGAGAAACUACUGGAGCCAGGAACAGAGAGGAGAGUCAGAGGAUCGUCAGUUACUAGAUAGUAUGGGGAAACCUUUAAAAGGAAUUCUAAAAAACAAUCAAUUUCAAUCCCUUCCUAGACCUGGUACUGGAGGGUGCGGAUGCCAAUCUCUGCUUGAAUAUAUUCCCGGACCUGAGAAUAUAUGUGAUACCUCGGAGAGACGGAGAAGCGCCGAGGUUAUAGACACAGUGGAGAGUAGUGUCUAGUAUUCAAAACUUGUCAAUAAAAAAAUAUCUAGAUAUGUACAAAUAUACACUGUAUUUUUAA